AUGGCCACCGCCGCCGCCGAGGAGCCCUUCCCUUUCCACGGUCUCCUGCCGAAGAAGGAGACCGGGGCCGCCUCCUUCCUCUGCCGCUACCCGGACUAUGACGGGCGGGGCGUGCUCGUCGCCGUCCUGGACACGGGGGUCGACCCCGGAGCCCCCGGCAUGCAGGUUACAACUGACGGAAAACCAAAAAUCCUUGAUAUCAUUGAUACAACGGGAAGUGGUGAUGUGAAUACUGCCACGGUAGUAGAGCCAAAAGAUGGUGAAAUCGUUGGCCUAUCAGGAAGAGUGCUUAAGAUUCCUGCAAGCUGGACAAAUCCCUCAGGCAAAUAUCAUAUUGGCAUAAAAAAUGGCUAUGAUUUCUAUCCAAAGGCUCUCAAGGAAAGGAUACAGAAAGAACGGAAAGAAAAAAUCUGGGACCCUGUUCACAGAGUGGCCCUUGCAGAAGCCUGUAGAAAACAAGAAGAGUUUGAUAUUGCCAACAGUAGCCCUUCUCAAGCAAAUAAACUAAUCAAAGAAGAGCUUCAAAGUCAAGUGGAAUUACUAAAUUCUUUUGAAAAAAAAUAUAGCGAUCCUGGCCCUGUCUAUGACUGCUUGGUAUGGCAUGAUGGUGAAACCUGGAGAGCCUGCGUUGAUUCGAAUGAAGAUGGAGACUUGAGUAAUUCUACUGUAUUGAGAAACUACAAAGAGGCCCAGGAAUAUGGCUCCUUUGGCACAGCUGAGAUGUUAAAUUACUCCAUAAAUAUAUACGAUGAUGGAAACCUACUCUCCAUUGUGACCAGUGGAGGAGCUCACGGGACACACGUAGCCAGCAUAGCUGCCGGGCAUUUUCCAGAAGAACUAGAACGCAAUGGCGUAGCUCCCGGUGCUCAAAUCCUCUCCAUCAAGAUUGGCGAUACAAGACUAAGUACAAUGGAAACAGGCACGGGCCUCAUCAGAGCUAUGAUAGAAGCUAUAAAUCAUAAGUGUGAUCUUGUCAACUACAGCUAUGGGGAAGCAACUCACUGGCCAAAUUCUGGGCGAAUCUGUGAAGUAAUUAAUGAAGCGGUAUGGAAGCAUAAUAUUAUUUAUGUCUCAAGUGCUGGAAAUAACGGUCCAUGCCUUUCUACAGUAGGUUGUCCAGGUGGAACUACGUCGAGUGUGAUAGGUGUUGGUGCCUAUGUGUCUCCUGAUAUGAUGGUUGCUGAAUAUUCUCUGAGAGAGAAAUUACCUGCAAAUCAAUACACUUGGUCUUCUAGAGGCCCAAGUGCCGACGGGGCCCUUGGAGUGAGUAUCAGCGCUCCUGGAGGAGCCAUUGCCUCUGUCCCUAACUGGACGUUACGAGGGACUCAGCUGAUGAAUGGGACAUCCAUGUCUUCUCCUAACGCAUGUGGAGGCAUCGCCCUUGUACUUUCAGGUCUGAAAGCUAAUAACGUUGACUACACAGUUCAUUCAGUGAGAAGAGCUCUAGAAAACACAGCGGUCAAGGCUGACAAUAUAGAAGUGUUUGCCCAAGGACAUGGUAUUAUUCAGGUUGAUAAAGCCUAUGACUACCUCAUUCAGAACACAUCAUUUGCUAAUAAAUUAGGUUUUACUGUUACUGUUGGAAAUAACCGCGGCAUCUACCUCCGAGAUCCUGUUCAAGUGGCAGCCCCUUCAGACCAUGGUGUUGGCAUUGAACCUAUAUUUCCAGAGGAUACGGAAAACCCUGAAAAAAUAUCCCUUCAGCUUCAUUUAGCUUUAACUUCAAAUUCCACUUGGGUUCAGUGUCCUAGCCAUUUGGAACUCAUGAAUCAAUGUAGACAUAUAAACAUACGUGUGGAUCCCCGGGGCUUAAGAGAAGGAUUGCAUUAUACAGAGGUAUGUGGCUAUGAUAUAGCGUCCCCUAAUGCAGGUCCUCUGUUCAGAGUUCCAAUAACUGCAGUUAUAGCAGCCAAAGUAAAUGAGUCAUCCCAUUACGAUCUAGCCUUUGCAGAUGUACAUUUUAAACCUGGCCAAAUUCGGAGGCAUUUUAUUGAGGUUCCUGAGGGCGCAACGUGGGCUGAAGUCACGGUGUGUUCAUGUUCUUCGGAGGUGUCAGCCAAGUUCGUUCUUCAUGCAGUACAGCUUGUGAAGCAGAGGGCCUAUCGAAGUCAUGAGUUCUAUAAGUUUUGUUCCCUUCCAGAAAAAGGAACACUGACCGAAGCUUUUCCUGUCUUAGGUGGGAAAGCAAUUGAAUUCUGCAUUGCUCGUUGGUGGGCAAGUCUUAGUGAUGUCAAUAUUGAUUAUACCAUUUCCUUCCAUGGGAUAGUUUGUACUGCUCCUCAGUUAAAUAUUCACGCUUCAGAAGGAAUCAACCGCUUUGACGUUCAGUCCUCGUUGAAAUAUGAAGAUCUGGCUCCCUGCAUAACUCUGAAGAGCUGGGUCCAAACACUGCGCCCAGUGAGUGCAAAAACAAAACCUUUAGGAUCAAGAGAUAUUUUGCCAAAUAAUCGUCAACUUUAUGAGAUGAUCCUGACAUACAAUUUUCAUCAGCCCAAGAGUGGGGAAGUAACUCCAAGCUGCCCGCUACUUUGCGAAUUGUUAUAUGAAUCAGAAUUUGACAGCCAACUGUGGAUUAUUUUUGACCAGAACAAAAGACAGAUGGGUUCAGGCGAUGCUUACCCACAUCAGUACUCUCUGAAACUGGAGAAAGGAGAUUAUACGGUUCGACUACAGAUUCGGCAUGAGCAAAUCAGUGAUUUGGAACGUCUUAAAGAUCUUCCGUUUAUUGUUUCUCAUAGGUUGUCUAAUACCUUGAGCUUAGAUAUUCACGAAACUCAUAGCCUUGCCCUUCUAGGAAAGAAGAAGUCCAACAAUUUGACCUUGCCGCCCAGAUACAACCAGCCGUUCUUUGUUACCUCCUUACCUGACGAUAAAAUACCUAAAGGAGCAGGACCUGGAUGCUACCUUACGGGGUCCUUAACAUUGUCAAAGACCGAACUUGGAAAAAAAGCUGGGCAGUCUGCAGCAAAACGACAAGGAAAAUUUAAAAAGGAUGUCAUCCCUGUUCAUUAUUACCUGAUAUCUCCACCAACAAAGAGUAAGAAUGGCAGCAAAGAGAAAGAAAAAGAUGCAGAAAAAGAAAAAGAUCUACAAGAAGAGUUUACUGAAGCACUACGAGAUCUCAAAAUUCAAUGGAUGACAAAGCUGGAUUCUAAUGAUAUUUAUAACGAAUUGAAAGAAACGUAUCCUAGUUACCUUCCUCUGUAUGUUGCAAGACUUCAUCAGUUGGAUGCUGAAAAGGAAAGGAUGAAAAGACUCAAUGAAAUUGUUGAAGCUGCAAAUGCUGUUAUUUCUCAUAUAGAUCAGACAAGCCUAGCAGUUUAUAUUGCAAUGAAGAGUGACCCCAGACCUGACGCAGCUACUAUAAAAAAUGACAUGGACAAACAGAAGUCUACCCUGGUAGAUGCCCUUUGUCGAAAAGGAUGUGCCCUGGCAGACCAUCUUCUUUACUCACAAGCUCACGAUGGGGCUGUUUCCGGUGACACAGAAGUGAAAGAGGAGGAAGGAGAAAGUGUUUUGGAUUCUCUGACGGAAACUUUUUGGGAAACUACAAAAUGGACUGAUCUUUUCGACAGUAAGGUUUUAACAUUUGCAUACAAGCAUGCACUAGUAAAUAAAAUGUAUGGGCGAGGCCUUAAAUUUGCAACUAAACUUGUGGAAGAAAAACCAACAAAAGAAAACUGGAAAAAUUGUAUUCAACUGAUGAAGUUACUUGGAUGGACUCAUUGUGCGUCUUUUACUGAAAACUGGCUCCCCAUCAUGUACCCUCCUGAUUACUGCAUAUUCUAAACUGAGAACCAAGACUUAAAAUUUUAAAAAAGAAACUUUUAUAGUGAAUGGGUAUAAAAACAGAUUUGUGGCAUUUUUAGUCUAAUGCAUGUUUUCAUCCGCUAUCAAAUACCGAUUAUUAAACGAUGUGUAUUUA
Molecule: messenger RNA, 3925 nt
Organism: Loxodonta africana (African savanna elephant)
Lineage: Eukaryota; Metazoa; Chordata; Mammalia; Proboscidea; Elephantidae
Gene: TPP2
Product: tripeptidyl peptidase 2
Exons: 30
Coding region: 1-3789 (1262 amino acids)
Biological process (GO): proteolysis
Cellular component (GO): cytosol
Molecular function (GO): serine-type endopeptidase activity; tripeptidyl-peptidase activity
Source: RefSeq, a predicted model, not a curated record